GGGUCGUUGCGGCCGCGCGGCGUUCCCUGUUUCGCCCGGGAGGUGGCGCUGACGGUCGCGGUGUGCGGGGCCCUGUCUGUGAUGCUAGUAGCGAGGGUUGGGUUUGGCGCGGCUGAUGGGGAAACUUGCUGAAAUGCGUAAAGAGGAGUGAAGCGAGGGGGCUGCGUGCUGCCCUGAGGCUUUGCUGCUGGUGGGUGAUGUUACCCUGUGCUCUGAUCUCCACACGGAGUUGUUGUCACGGUGUCUCAUAGGACGGUGAAGGGGAAAACAGCGCUGUGUAAAUGUGUUUUCUAUUGAAAACAGCGAUGCUGCCAAGUUAAGAGGGGGACAUGGCUGUAAGAGCAUGUGGCUUGAUAAUCUACAGAAGACUGCAGCCAUCGCCAUCUUCUAAGGCUGCUGACAGUAUUGAAUACCUCCUCCUCCAGACAUCUUAUGGGACCCAUCACUGGACCCCCCCCAAAGGCCAUGUGGAUCCAGGAGAGGAUGACUUGCAGACAGCCUUCAGGGAAACACAGGAAGAGGCAGGUCUUCAGGCCAGUCAGCUCACUCUUGUAGAAGGGUACAGGAAGGAACUGCACUAUCCUGUCCAUGGCAAACCCAAGACUGUUGUUUACUGGCUGGCAGAGGUGAAGGAUUGUAACACAGAAAUUAAGCUCUCGGAGGAGCACCAGGCUUUCCGCUGGCUGAAGCUGGAGGAUGCUUGCAAAUUUGCAGAAUAUGAGGAUAUGCAAGCAACUCUGAAAGAUGUGCAUCAGUUUCUCAGCUCUGAUAAAUAAAUGCUUUUGUGAAGAGCAAGAAGAAUUUUUGGAGAAGCAGCCUGAUAUAUAUAUUUUUAAACUUAAUUUUAUUUUUUAGCCAAUAGAAGUACUAUGUGGCUGCAGAAAUAUACUUUGUCUUCUAAACCUCUACAAAGUCAGUAAUAGAUACUUGGGGCUUUUAACGAACUUUGUCUCCCAUAGCUGAUGUAAAAAUAAUGUGGUCUGACUGAACUGUAAGAUGAAGAGGUGUCUGAGUUGAAACCUUGAGCUAACAAAGUCUCUCUGUGUUCCUCUCCAUUUUUUUUUCUUAAAGUGCUGAAUAAUUGUGUCUAUUUUUUAAAAUCAAGCACUUGAUGUUUCUUGACUUGCUGAUAUAGAUCUGUAGUGUUGUAAAAAUGAGCAUAUGGAGAUUUUUUAAUAAUAAAAUGUGUAUUGCAGAAGUCGCAUCUUGCAUUUAAAAUAGGGCAGCAGUAGUUCUGUUCCCAAUUCCUCUGCUGAUAUGCUGUGAUAACUUGUCAAAUCAUUUCAGGUCUUGUUUGUUUGUAUCAUGAAUUUAUGUACAUGGCUAUUAUUCUGUUAUGAAAAUAGUUGCUAUCCAAGGAAUCUCAGUAAACUGUUGACAUACAGUA
This is a messenger RNA of Lagopus leucura (white-tailed ptarmigan), 1387 nucleotides long. RefSeq names its product nudix hydrolase 2 (gene NUDT2). Gene Ontology annotation, biological process: AMP biosynthetic process; ATP biosynthetic process. Gene Ontology annotation, molecular function: bis(5'-nucleosyl)-tetraphosphatase (asymmetrical) activity. The record is from RefSeq and is a predicted model, not a curated record. The coding region runs from base 330 to 776 and encodes 148 amino acids. Lineage: Eukaryota; Metazoa; Chordata; Aves; Galliformes; Phasianidae. The transcript is spliced from 3 exons.